Molecule: messenger RNA, 1570 nt
Organism: Hevea brasiliensis (rubber tree)
Lineage: Eukaryota; Viridiplantae; Streptophyta; Magnoliopsida; Malpighiales; Euphorbiaceae
Exons: 2
Coding region: 178-1371 (397 amino acids)
Source: RefSeq, a predicted model, not a curated record
AUUGAGGGUCAAAACUGAACCCGUAGCCAAACAUGGUAAUAAACCCCUCAACUUAAACCCUGUACGCAAACAACUGCAGCUUCAAGUCUUCAACUCGUCGCUGCGCUUCGCUUUCCUCUUCUCGUUUGGAGCUGCUCUUACAGUUCAGUUCUUUUGCUGUAUUUUGCACUCUUUGCCAUGUCUUUGCUCGAGGUGAUCACAAAUGCUGCAGCCAAUCCUGAACAAGUUGCAUCACAAUCUGAAUACCCAAUAAUUCUAAAUGCGGAUGAUAUUUUCCUCAAUUUGAAGUCACAGCUUGAAAGUGUAGAUUCUACAUCACUUGCUAAUCCUGUUACCGGGUGGCAACUCUCGCAAACUGAUGCUCAGCUCAUUGAAUCAGGCAAGAAAUUCUUUACUAAGCUCAAAAGAAAGCUCAAAGACACUAUUAAUUUCAAUAAAGAUGAAUUUGUUGAAAUUUUGAAUCUGUUUCUUGAGAAAAUUGGGGAGAAGUUUGGGAUUUCUGUUGGAGUUGAUUCUUCAGAUAAUGGCUAUACUCAGGUCUUGAUUGAAAAGGUGGGGUUUUUGAUGGGUAGAGAUGUGGCAGGAUUGGUUUUGGAAGCAUGUGUUAGGUUGGAGAUUUGGGAUUUGGUGGAGACUUUGAUUGUUAAAGGCAUUGUUGAUCAUUCAUAUUAUUCAAAUUUGGUAACGAGUCUUGUGGUAAAAAAGAGGUCUGAUUUGCUUUGUUUGAGUAUUAGACAUGCUCCGGAUCUUGGAUUGACCGAGUUGCUUUGCAUUUUGAAAUACUUUCUUUGUCCAUCAAAAGACGCCUAUAGUAGCAUGGUGAAUGUCAGGAAGGAGUGGGAGAGCCAGGCAUUGUUAGCUAUUGAGAAGGUGAAAGACAAGAAACUCUCAGACAAGAAAUCGCGCAUAGCUAAGGAGGCUUCAAUUCUGCUUAUGCUUGCCCAUGAUGGGUUCUCAACGUCUGAGCUUUGUUUGCAUUAUUUGCUGGCAUCAUCGAAUGUUGAUGAAGUUAUAUUAUCAUCUUCAAUAGGUAAAUUGAAUGGUAAAGAUAUGAUGAGUUUAAUUAGGUAUCUCGGGAAAUGGUUAAAAAAAUAUGAAAUGUUUCCUCAGGCAGGUCCAUGCCCUAAGGCAUCAUCUAUGCUGGGCUUGAAAGCUUGUGAUUGGGUUCCUAAACUUGAAGAUAUUGUCAGAUGUCUGGGGUUGGUGCUGGAUGAAAACUUCUCUUCCCUGGUGUUGCAUCCAGAGUUUCAUGAAGAGCUGAAAUCAAUCGAGGGAUUGGUUGGUUCUCUAGCUUUAGAAGCUAAAUUAUGUUGCUCUAUGGCAAACGUAAUUGAGAAUUUGAAAACUGAAGCCGAAGGUGAACAGAGUUAGUAGCAAUCACUAAUGGUUUUCUGAUCCAUAAUUUAUGUUCCAAUAUUUGGCUUAGUCUAUAAUCUUAGUUUAAUGUCAUUUUUAUGUAAUUUUUAUUGUCAGAAUUUGCAUUAAUUAGCAUAAUUAGUGUAUUCAAAUGUGUCUACACAUGUACAAUUUUUUGUUAGCAUUGAAGAUUUUGAUAUAUUGGUUUCCAUAA